GUCUUUUUAUAUUUUAUGACUUUCUAGAUCUAAAUUUGAUUUUGAUAUAAAUCAAAUUGGAUCUCUCGUCAACAACUGCAACAGCAUCACUCCAACAGGUGGUUUUGUAGUGUAUGUAUAUCAUGAAAAUAAUUCAAGUUAAACUUAAGACACUGAAAGUUAAUUAAAGAAAGGUUAAUCAGUUCUACUGCGGUUGACGUAAAUUACUGUGCAAGUGAAAUGAGUUGGUUUUAAAUUAAUAUGCUGGCUCAACGUAUCGAACAUGAGUUUCAAAAUUACCUUUUUUUCCUUAAUAUUGAUUUCCUGUUUUAAAUGUUAAGUAUUUUUAUCAAUUAUUUAAUUUAAUCAAUAGUAACCUAGGUAAUAGUACCUAUCGCCUUCUUCUUAUUACAAAUAACUUGAAAUGAUUACGUAAUAAUUCAGUCAAAUUUUCCAGCCAGAUGUGUUUCUUUACUUAGAUUUAUCUUACUUUCAUCUCCAUAUUUACUUACUAUUUUAUCAAGAUAUAACGGUGUGUAUAAAUUAGAGCAGUUAUCAAUAACAGGGCAGCGAGCCGCUUUAUUAAAAGUUCUUAUGCAUCAAUCUUUUGGAACCGAACGUCGAGCGCACGCGCAGUUUGUUACAACAACCUUACGCGGUGUUUUUCGUGACCGACGAAUACGAUGCGACGUAAUGCGUCACGAUGCACCACGCGACAAAUGUCCUACAUGAUUUUGGUCAAUACUCCUCGAAUCAUAGAGAAGAACAGUACAAUUCUGUUUAUAGUGUCGCAUCUGGUCGCUCUCAAAACACGACUGUGUUACGUCUACAGAUCAUAUGUUCAUUUAUGCCAACGAAGAAUUUCUGCAGGAAGAUUUUCUCCCGAAGGAAAGGGAUAUGUGGUUUACCUCAUAAACACAAUUUAUUCCGAAAAACAACCACUUUCAUGGUUAUGUGGUGGAACAAUAGUUUCGUCCACUAGCAUCCUCACGUCGGCGGCUUGUCUCAAGGAAAUAUCGCAUAUGUAUGUAAUAGCGGGAUAUCAGAUAUUCAUGCCAAUAGAGAAAAUAAAAGACGACGAAUGUAUAAGGAGAACCAAAAAACGAAUAGUUACUAAAGUAAUCCCGAAAGACUAUGACUUCACUCAAUGGAUAAAAAACGAUUUGGGAGUAGGUAUUGUAAAUAAACCAUAUGAUUUUACUGAUCAGAUAUAUAAAUUGAUAUGUACCCAUAUGCCUGUAUCCAUUGACAUCAAUUAUGAAGUCAAUUAUGAAAAGGAAAACAUAAAUGCCGUUGCUUAUGGUUGGGGUAGCUCAGUAGCUCGAAAGCCGGGCAGUUUAACAGAGAUAAAUAGGAGAUACAUGAAAGAAGGACAAACUGUUAUAGUCAAGCAAGACGUCUGUACAUCACGUAUGGACAUAAAAAUAGAAUCGAAUGUUCUGUGCGCUUAUGGCCCCGGUAUUUUAGCAUCGGAUGGUAGAGACGUCGCUCCACAACUGUCUCUAGUCGACCGAAGGUUUAAUUUGGAUGAAGAUGAUAAAGAAGAGUGCUUUGACGGGGAAACAUUCAAAGAAAACAGAUGUGCAGAAAAUCAGAAAGGCAUCAACAAGACAGACUAUCAGAAUAAGAAUAAAUCUGUCUUUAACUUUACAGCUAACUUUAGAAGACAAUUUUUUCAAGAUGCUGGUUCGGGUAUUUGCGAGAAUGAUCAUGGCGGACCUCUGGUGUCAUGGGUAGGACAAACUGAAAUUCUAAUAGGUGUUGCGAUGAAUAGUUUGUAUACCAGUAGUAACAAUUGCGCAGGGCCUUUUUUAUAUACUAGUACGGCCCGAUCAAGACAACUCCUAAAUUGUCUAUUGAAUAGUGAAAGUGAAAGUAUGCGUCACCGCUGCAAACAAAAUAACAUUAGUAUGUUGAUAAUUGAAGUUCAGUGGCCUGUUAUCUGAUCUUGAUGUAAAUACUGUUUUAUAUAAAUAAAGAAACAACAAUUUCCACAAGAACAACCAUAACAAGAAUCCAACCUUAUUUUCCUUACUAUCAGACAAAGUGAUUAGAAAUAGACGCCACAAUAAACUGUGCUUAAAUGGUUCCCGGCCUGCAUUACUAAAGAAAAGUAUA
Messenger RNA from Trichoplusia ni (cabbage looper), 2097 nucleotides. RefSeq lists its product as uncharacterized. Gene Ontology annotation, molecular function: serine-type endopeptidase activity. Bases 663 to 1925 code for a protein of 420 amino acids. The transcript has 8 exons. Gene Ontology annotation, biological process: proteolysis. NCBI's taxonomy places the organism in Eukaryota, Metazoa, Arthropoda, Insecta, Lepidoptera, Noctuidae. The record is from RefSeq and is a predicted model, not a curated record.